Messenger RNA from Blepharisma stoltei, 2112 nucleotides. The record is from the annotation of a GenBank genome assembly. Lineage: Eukaryota; Ciliophora; Heterotrichea; Heterotrichida; Blepharismidae.
AUGGCCGAUUUCCAGUUUCUUUCCCCAGUCCUUGAUGAGCUACUAAAUGGGAUCAAUGAAUGAAAGAGUGUUCCUGACGUCAUAAGGCUAACAUUUAAGGCGCUCUCAGACGUCAUAAAAGCUCAAGGAUCAACAAUUAAAGAAAUCCAUCAAGAUUUAAAUGAUAAAGCUUCGAAUUCUGAUGUCAGAAUGGCGAUUUCUGCAGUUGAUAUACUUGAAGAGCUGAAAAAUAUGAUUGAUUCAAAGGUUUCUUAUUCAGAUUUUGAAGAGUUUUUAAAUGACAAAGUGUCAAAAGCAGAAAUUAUGAAUUUGCUGCAAAAUAAAAUUUCAUAUGUUGAAUUUAGGUCGAAGCAAGAAGAAUACGAUGAAAAAAUUUUUAAAAUUCAAGAAGAAAUCGAGGAAUUGAAUAAAAAAUCAUGCAAAGGAUAUUCAAACGAAGAAAUAAAUAAAAUAUAUGCGAUGCUAGAUAUAAAAGCAAACAGAGCGGAUAUUUUAGGGCUUCUUGAUGAAAAAGCUAAUAAGCAAAUGGUUGAAACGCUUUUAAAUCAAAAAAUGGAUACUUUUGAUUUAGAACUGCUGAUGGAAACAAAAGCAGACUUAAGUAAAUUAGAAACAUUAAAAAAAGAAAUUGAUGAAAAAGCAUCUAAAGAUGACAUAUCGCGUCUACGCAUGUCAAUCCAGCAAGAUUUAAGUAAUUUUCCCAGAAAAGAAGAUUUAGAAAAUGAAAUGGAAAAAUCGCGACAUCUAUUGGACGAAAUUCAUUUACGAAACCUUCAAAUGAUGAAGGACUGAGACUUAUCAAUAAGAGAACAAGUUGAUAGAAAAGCAGAAAACUGAAGGGUUGAAAUUCUUGCAGAGGAAUUGAAAAAUAAGCUAGAUGCUAUAGUAAUUGACAAUGAAUUAGAUAAAUUAAAAACUGAGUCUUCCAUCAUGAAAGAGUCUAUCAGCAGCAAUUUAUUGAAAUUUGAGGAAAAAUAUAAAAGCUUGAAAAUUGAAAUGGAUAUUUUAAGCCAAAAAUGCUCAUUUGUAUCUAAUCAAAUUGGAGAAAUCGAAAAUGAAAGGAUAAAUUCAUCACAGCAAAAUCCAAACACAAGCUUAAAAAAUAAUGGUAAAAACGAUAGAAACGGUUUGAAUAAAGAUAAAGUGAAAAAACUGUUCACUAAAUGAACUAAAGAAGUAUUAUCUGAUAUUAAAUCAGAAAAUCAAACUGACAUCAAUAAUUUUUUAGCAAAAACAAAUGACGAAAUCAGCAUUCUAAGACAAGAGCUAGGAAAAAUUGGCAAAAGAAUUCAUAAAUUAUCCAAAUUCCACGAAAAUAUCAAAGAUAUCUAUAAAUCACUUGCAGAAAAAGUUUCAGCAGCAGAUCUCGAGCAAAUUCUAUCUACAAAAACUGAUCUGAAAUACCUUGCCCAAAUUGUUUCUAACCAAGAAGAAAUUUCUAAAAGUAUUGAAAAAAUUCAUAAAAUUCUUGAUGCAAAAUGCGAUUCAAAAUCAUUCGAAAAUCAUUUAAAUACAUGCGAAGAUCUCAUGGAUUUAAUGAAUAAAGACCUAAUCCUUAAAGCUAAUGUUAAAGAUGUGUUAACACUUUUAGGAACAAAAACCAACGAAGAAGACUUUAAAUUAGAAAUAGCGAAGAUAAAAAAAGAAUUAGAAAAUAUGGUGGUUCUUGAAGAAUUUAACUUAAACCUAGCUGAUCAAAACUUAAUCAAUGAAGCGCUGUAUAGUGAAAACUGUCUGGCCAGAUGACUUUGAAAAUCAGGAAACUUAAAAGAUCAAGCAGUUAUUUGGGAAAUUCAGUCCAAUAAUACUUGCCCAGGGAAUUUUAUAUGGGUAGAAAAUUGUAGUGAGAUUGAAACUGUUGCUCCUGGGCUUUAUGAACUAGUUUAUGGGUUUUAUUCUCAAUCAAGACCUUGCAUCAGCAUUUUUGUAAACAAUGAAAUUAUUAUUCAAGAUAAAAAACCUUUAGAGUUUGAAUGACUAUUGCAUAGUGAUGGGAAUAUUGCUGGAGUUAGUAAAAUCGAGUAUAUUGCACUUCCACCCAGAGCAAAAAUAAAGAUCCUUUAUUCGAAUGAGGAACAGGGUGAAGGAUUUUUGGGACUAAGGAAACUUUAA